This is a messenger RNA of Cuculus canorus (common cuckoo), 1927 nucleotides long. Its product is annotated as G-protein coupled receptor 183. Gene Ontology annotation, cellular component: membrane. The transcript has a single exon. Gene Ontology annotation, molecular function: G protein-coupled receptor activity; oxysterol binding. NCBI's taxonomy places the organism in Eukaryota, Metazoa, Chordata, Aves, Cuculiformes, Cuculidae. The record is from RefSeq and is a predicted model, not a curated record. Bases 119 to 1177 code for a protein of 352 amino acids. Gene Ontology annotation, biological process: G protein-coupled receptor signaling pathway.
AGGGGACACAGGCCUUUUGCUUCAUGAUGAGGGCCAGCUCCUGUUGCCAAUAAGCUGCAAGUUUCAUGUCUGUUCUUAUUCCAAGGGAGAGGGUGAGAGAUCGUGAGGGGCUGCAGAAAUGGCUGUUGGGGAAGCCACCUUCCCACCUGCCAACCUCACCUCCAGCAACCACAGCAGCUGCAAUGUGCACAACCACCACUUCUCUGCCAAAGUCAUCUUCUCCCUCUUCUACACUACCCUACUGGUGUUCGGCGCUUGUGGGAACAUCCUGGCUCUCUUCAUCACCUUCCAGCGCAGGAAGAAGAAACUUAACUCCACUGACCUGUACCUGGUGAACCUGGCCCUCUCUGAUGCCCUCUUCACCCUGGCACUGCCGGGCAGGAUCGCCUACUACAUCCUGGAGUUCGACUGGCCCUUUGGGGACUGGUUCUGCCGGGCCACAGCCUUCAUCUUCUACAUGAACACCUACGUGGGCAUCUAUUUCAUGACCUGUGUGAGCGUGGACCGCUACAUUGCUGUGGUGCGCACCAGGCACCCCGGCAGGAUUCAGAAUAUGAACCGUGCCAGAGGUGUCUGUGUCCUCAUCUGGUCCUUGGUGUUCUUGCAGACGGCGCCGCUGCUUCUGCGGCCCAUGACACGGAGAAUGGGGGACAAGCUCACGUGUAUGGAGUACUUCAACUUCGAGGAGAUCCCCAAGCUGCCCUACCUGCUCCUGGGGGCCUGCAUGCUUGGCUUCUUCUUGCCUGUGGGCAUCAUCUUGGUGUGCUAUGUGAGGAUCAACCUCAAGCUCUGCCAGACAGCCAAGGAGAACCCACUGACCGUGAAGAAUGGGCACCACCACCGGGCCUUCACUGUCAUCCUGGUGGUGCUGCUGGCCGUCUUGCUCUGCUUCACUCCCUACCACCUCAACAUCGUCCAGUUCAUGGUCAGGAAGAUCCUCUACCAGCCAUCCUGCCGUGAACAGCAAGCCUUCAAGAUGUCCCUGCAAGUCACUGUGGCGUUCAUGAACCUCAACUGCUGUAUUGACCCCGUCAUCUACUUCUUUGCCUUCCGUGGCUACAAGCGGAGGCUGCUCCGCAUCUUCAGGAAUAGUGGCUCCAUGGCCACCUCCUCCACUGCCAAGACCCCUUCUGAGAGCAACAGCAACAGCCAGCAGCCUGGCUCUGUCUCUGCCUAGUGGCACAAUCCCCUGUCUUUUGCUCCGGCCUGCAGCCUACGGACCCUCCCUGAUGGCAGAAGCCAGAGCUGGGCUGUAGAACAGGACCAGCAGCUCUGACAGGCUUCAAAGCUCCCAUGCCUGGAGCUGGGGACUCUUGCAAAGCCAUCUUGGCCAGGACACAGCCCUGCCUGGCUCCACAUGCCUGGCUCUGUGCUCAGCACUGCUGGAUCUGCCACCCUAGAACAUGGAAGGGCCCCUUUUUAUCCAUGCUCCAGAGGAGGCAGGUCGUACAAGCACUCUGGUUGGCAAACACAGCCAGGGAUUUCCCAGCAUCGCAUCCCCCCACCCUCCCAUGCCUGUCACGCAUCCCCUGCAGGGCUGGCAGUCACCGUGACUGUCCCUGCCUCUCUACUCCCUUCCUCUGCACUGUCCUCGGAGCACUGGGCAGCAUCCCUGCAGGCCUUGGGGCAGCUGCCAUGGAGCGCAGGGACUCGGGGCGUUUCAGGAAAAGGCUGGCGUGUUGCUUCCAUGCAGAGUCACCUACUGCUCCUUGCCUGCACCAACAAACAGCAGCUCGGCUCCCUCCGUGCCCAGCAUCCUGCUCUUGCACAGGGCGAGCGGUGAGCGCAGCGGGCAUGGGAGUUGCCGGAAAAGCCCUUCUUGAAGGGACAGAGGUGAGGACAUGUAUUUGCAGAGCUCCUGGAAGUGCUGCUGCCUGUUUCCCCACGAUGCCCUCCCUUGCAGCUCACGUGCUGUGGUUUCCUGGGG